Messenger RNA from Amoebophrya sp. A25, 1080 nucleotides. Lineage: Eukaryota; Dinophyceae; Syndiniales; Amoebophryaceae. The record is from the annotation of a GenBank genome assembly.
UGUCAAACCCUGCACAUUUUCCUUUGUCUUGAGUUCUUUAUCAAGACGAAUACUGCCAAGGUUAUUACCAAUGAAUUUUACCGAAUUGCGUUUGCGUUUCAACAUCAGUAUAGCGGACCAUAUCAGCAUUUUAGAGGGACAGUAGGUAGAACCGUUACGCCGUAACUUUGGCUACUGUGACAAAAACGAAAUAAAAAUGGCAGCUACCCACGGUCCUCUCCUCCAUUUCCCAGCCAACUUGGCUUUGGGUCCUUCGCUCAGCGACCCCCAACUCCUCCUCAAGUACACUGCCGGACAAGUCUUUGAAUCAGUAGCACCGCAAACUCCAGUCUUAAUCAAGGCUCAGAAGUACCGACCAGAGUUCAAUCAGAGCCGCACAGUCAGAAUCCGUGUUGCACAACUACCAGUUCUACAGGAUUUCCCAUUUUGAAUUUUAAUCAUUUUUGGCAGCAAGUGAAAGUCUGCACCUAAACUACAGCAACAGUCUCACCCGGACAUUGGUAGGCUGAGAAUUGCUGAUGACUUCUUCAAAUGUAAUUACUUAUAUUCAACGUCAAAUGUAAUCAUCCUGCACUAGAACGAGAUGGUAUACCUGGUGUUGAGCCAUCUUCAUCUCGCUGUAGUCAACAUAGUGCUUCUAACGUUCAUCUCUGGAGCCAGUAAUCGGAAUUCGAUCGAUUGUACUUAUCUAUUUUAUGCUGUAAGAUGGAAAUAUAUCUAAUAUCGUCAUGUUGAUGCAUUGUAACUGUCUCAGUUCGAUAAUAUAAUCUUCAGAAGUCUUCAUCAGGACAAAAAGAAUCUAAAUCAAUUGGCGAUAGGUUAUGUGAAUAUUGUUAUUUAUUGAUGUGAAUAGAAGGGGUAGAAGAAACGCAAAGUUGUUAAUCCAUUUCCGUGUUUAUCCAAGGAGAACUCCUCGAGACGUAUGCCUAUUGAUGCUUAGAUCUAGAAGGACGAGGAGGGUCACUCUGUUGCUCUUCUGCAAAUGAAAUUUCUUUCUUGACAAUUCAUCCAGAAUCCUAUCCUAAUAUCCACCGAUUUUGAUUUUUCUGGGUGAAACAUGAUAGAGGACGGACAGUCCGU